GCUUUGGCGCAUUUUCGGCUGGUUUGAUUCAUCCAUUUUGAAGAGACGGGGGAGCGGGGGGCUCGUCUGAUUACGGGGCCCUGGACCUAGGAGCGACAGAGUUUGAGAAGCCAGCAGCUCGGGGUUCGGCGGCAGCGGCCCCCUCGGCCGAAGUUGGGGGGGGUGGGGCGCCGAGCGCGCGGGGUGGGGGGGGUCCUGGUCUUUGGCUUCUCAACUCGGUCCUGUUUCGACAGCGAACAUGUCUCGGCCUGUCAGAAAUAGGAAGGUCGUCGAUUAUUCACAGUUUCAGGAAUCUGAUGAUGCUGAUGAAGAUUAUGGAAGAGAUUCAGGCCCUCCAGCUAAGAAAAUUCGAUCAUCUCCCCGAGAAGCUAAAAAUAAGAGGCGAUCUGGAAAGAAUUCACAGGAAGAUAGUGAGGACUCAGAAGAAAAAGAUGUGAAGACCAAGAAAGAUGAUUCUCAUUCAGCAGAGGACAGUGAAGAUGAAAAAGAAGAUCAUAAAAAUGUGCGCCAACAACGGCAGGCAGCCUCUAAAGCGGCUUCUAAACAGAGAGAGAUGCUCAUGGAGGACGUGGGCAGCGAGGAGGAGCAGGAGGAGGAGGACGAGGCGCCAUUCCAGGAGAAAGAUUCCGGCAGCGAUGAAGAUUUUCUAAUGGAAGAUGACGAUGAUAGUGAUUAUGGCAGUUCAAAAAAGAAAAACAAAAAGAUGGUUAAGAAGUCCAAACCUGAGAGAAAAGAAAAGAAAAUGCCCAAACCCAGGCUAAAGGCUACAGUGACGCCAAGUCCUGUGAAAGGCAAAGGGAGAGUGGGCCGCCCCACAGCUUCAAAGGCCUCAAAGGAAAAGACUCCUUCUCCCAAAGAAGAAGACGAGGAACCGGAAAGCCCUCCAGAAAAGAAAACAUGUGCAAGCCCUCCACCUGAGAAGUCGGGGGAUGAAGGGUCUGAAGAUGAAGCCCCAUCUGGGGAGGAUUAAAAGUGAUGGUGGUUUAGGGAGAGAUUUUAUUAAAAAAAAGAGGGGGAAAAAGGAAAAAAAAGAAAACCUACUUAAGAUAGAACAUGGUUUUGGCUAUGGCUUGACUCAUGGGCUUUCAGUGCUUUUUUUCCUUUUGUUAAAAGUAACAUUUUCUCUUUUUUUUUUUUUUUUUUUUAAGGAAACCAUUGUAUGUUUAAUUUACCUUUUUGUCUAUUGGUCUGCUCUUUGCCACCACCCUCUCUUCCCCCUCCCUUUUUCCAUGUCAAAUUAAUCACUGGAUUGACUGCUUCAUCUUUUUAUUUUUGAUGGAAGGUAUACAUACCACAGUUGUAAAACAAUAAGAUUUGAGAUGAACACUAUGGAAAUGUUGCUUUUUCCUAAAUGGCAGCAAGUUGAGCAGUAAUCAAAAACAUAGAAGCGUUUUAGUUAAAAAUGAUUGCUUCUUUCUCUACUUGGACUUUUUAAAAAACAUGAAUUGUCAUCUAAUACAAGUUUAUAUAUCUAUAUACGCAAGUAUAGAUGUCUAAAAAAAUCAUGACUACCACUGAUGGGGCAGGUAGGAAAAGGAGAUGAAUUCUGAAUUGUUACUAAAAGUAUCCAUAUUUUUUACCUUGGGGGCACAUGAGGGAAUGGGGUUACCUGAUCUUGUUUGGGGGGGGGGGAUUGUUUUUUCCCCCCAUCACUUGUUAUCUAAGAGACUCAGAGCCAGUGAUCCCUUUAUCCUGCUACAGUCUUUAAGGAACUUAAAAAAGAAAAAAAAACAAGGGCCGCCAAAACGUAAAUCACUCUUGAUUUCCUAUUUCAUUCUCUAAUGAUUCAUGUUUUAAAAUAUAUAUGUAUCUAUUGUUUCUUGAAUAGAAUUUUACCAAGGGUCAAAAAAAUAACCUGAGGAUUUAAAUGGCAAGAACUAUACAUCACAGUGGAUUUCUUCUCAAACUGACAAUGUUUAGGUUUUAAGCAAAUAAAGUACCAGUUAAUGUGAAACUCAUUCACAAAAGACUUGAGAUUUUUCCUUUAUGAAAACAAUUGAAAUUCUUUUAUGCCAUAAAAUGUGCAUUAAGAUCUCAUGAACCAUGCUGAGUUUUUAUUUGGGAUUAGAACAUUUUCCUAUUCAUACACCUAUCUGCCCAUUUCUUCAUAGAAGUGUGGGAUGAAGUGCAUCUGGGCUUCCUGCUGCUGAGUAGGACCCCUUUGCACGCCCCCUCUGGCGCCUCCCAGUCCAGCUACAGGACACGCCUUCUCCUGGCUCUGUCUCCACUACUUCACAGCCUAUGCUGAAUGCUGCUUCCACACGAUUCUGUUUGCUUUUGUCUUUUUACUGGUGCCCCAGCUUACUGCUCAUGUUGCUUAAAGCGGGAGUUUAAGGGGCCCAGCAGGACUAGAGAACGGCAUGCAUUCAGGAAGUCGAUGUGCAGUUGAUAACAGACUACAUGCCCUAUGAAAGCAGUCGGGUUAGAUCUGUAAGUUGGAGCCUCCACAUUCUGUUACCAUGAGCUUCUGGGAGCAAAGGUUAGGCGCCUUCGUGCGCUAAGAAGUUGAAAAAUUAGUUUAACCUGUCUUUAUCUAGACUUGCUUCCUCAAUAUUAUAUGUGUGUGGUUUACUUUCUUUAAUUACAGCAUUUUUUUUUCAGACAACAUGGCUUUCUUGCAGAUGUUCCUAGAACAAAAAGUUAUUUAAGGAAUAUUUUUACUCUGAUUUUUAAGACACUUUAAGGAAUAUUCUUACUCUGUUAUUUUAAAAAAGAAAAAAACACACCCAGUGGCAGAGUCAUUUCACUGUUGCACUAUGUGUUAAAGAAUGAAUUUGAAGAUUAUAGUACUUGGCCAAAAAUGGAAAGCUUGAACAUAAGUAGCAGUUGGAUUGUUAACUUUCAUGAUGGUUAACUUUAUCAUCGUUGUGAACUUGGUAUGAGGGUUUUAAAGAUUAUUCUGUUUGCUUUAGUGGGUUUGUUCAGGUGUCCAAUUUUAACAAGGUUUCUGUUCAUCUAGUAAGAGACCUAUCAGUGUUUCCACCAUGCACUUCUAUUUUUAGGGGUUUAUAACUUAAGUCUUACAUUCCUAGUAACAUUUGGGCUUUUCUUAGAUUAAGUUUUGUGAAUAUUGCUGGGAAGGGGUCUUUUAAAACUUUAGCUUCAGUACUUGAUGUAACAGCCUCUUUAAUAUAUUAAUCUGCACUAACAACUCUGAUACACGCACAUGCUUGAGACGUCAUCCUGUCUUCUAGAUUACUUGUGUGCAUUUGGUUGGGCUUUUUGUUUGGGAUCCCGUUUUAAAAAAUUAACUCAUGAGAUUGAAAAACGUGUUAUAUUUUUCUAAUAGACUGGACGAAAGGAUCUAUGUCCCCAAGUGAGACAGGCUCUGAAUGACCUUGGUUUUCUCCACUUUGUAUUGACGAUUUAAAACACUCUGGUCUUCCCCUCAAAUCAUGCAUGCAAAUAGGGCAGCUGUGGUGUCUCAACUGGAAACGGGUGCUCAAUAGUCAGGCUUGAUAAUGAUGUCAGGACGGGUUACAAGCUGUUUAAACCGAUAGUGGCUGGCAUUGGCACCACCCUUGACAACUCCCUUUCUCUAGUGUGCCUAUGGUGAAAUGGCAGUAGCGUUCCCUGUCUUGUUUUGCAGUGCUCAGGAGGUGGGACAUGAACUUUGAAGGCUCUUGUUUGUGUUGCCUGAAUUCUCUCUUAGGCUUCCCUCUAGAACAUGGAUUUCAGCAGCUAUGCUGACUGACACUACAUUCUAGUUCUUAAGAUUUUUUUCUUUUUCUAGACUUCCCAACACACACAACUAGACAUGGGUAGCUUAUAUCUUAUUAAAUCUACCUGUAACUUGCUGCUGCUUUUAGCCCUCCCCACUGCAGAUUGGGAUAAAUGGAGUGGGCCCAAAGGAUACGUUUUAAUUUCAAUAAUGGUAGAUUGGUCCUUUCUAAAAACGUCUCUCGCUUUCAUCUCUCCACUCGCUACUGAGUCCAUAAAGGAAAAUUAAUGGGUGUGUCCUCCUUUAUGGAGAUGAGUGGACUUCUUUUAAUUUGGAAAAAUAGUUGAUUUCCCAUAAAGGAGCUUUGGUACUGGUGUUUCUUUCACGAUAACUGGUUUGCCCCAGGUUCAAUCUUCAAUACUUAUUCUUGGUACUGGUUCAAAUAGCAUUUUCUUAUAAGUUAACUAAUCAAGAGUAGAAUUUGAAGUUACAAUCCAGCAAAAUUUUUGCCGCUCUUAGGGAUAUAGUCUGCUAAACUGAAAUUGAUACUUUUUUUAAGAAAAUAUAUUUUAUCCAUGACCAAGUAACAAGUAGAUUUUAGAGGACUGGUUGGGGAAAGGGGACUGUGCUUUUCUUUAAACAAACCAGUUUAGGAGAUGCCUUGAGAGUGGUCGAAAGGCAAGCGCAGAAGUUAAUGCCUGUAGCAACGGGGAAAGCUUUAUGAAAGCUCAGGUGGCCAUUGUCGAAGUGCAAAAGGGCAUGUCUGCAUCACCAGCAAGCUGCACUGAGAAGCAGAAACUUAUCCCAGGGGGGAAAGGAAGAAACCUGGGCGCUGGUCUUGCCCUCAUUCUGACUUAGAUACUUAAAUAGAACCAGUAAUACACAUUUCCUGCCACGGGACUGGAAAACUGACGAGCUGGUUGCUCUUCAGGUUAAAAAAUUGUCCUUUUCUCUGGGAUUGGAGCUGGAUUAUUUGGAAAGGGAAUUAGUUUAUUGUUUAAAUAUUGGGACAUCAGACUAGCCAAGUUUCAAUCUGCAACCCAUUUUCCCUUUGUCUUGGGAUAAACUUGAUGCAGAGUGACUCUGAAUCCCAAGUCCCUAAGUUACACCUCUUUUUCAAAGCCUAAUUCACAAAAUUCACGGUGCUGACUGUGUAUUAACCACUAUUGGGAAAAGUCCCAUAAACCUGCCUGUUGCCAUGCCAAUGGAGUGACUGAACUGGUGACAUCUGUUUGAGCAUGCUUUGUGUGGCUGGUGGAAUGCCACCAUUGUGCAUACACUUUGUACAUCAGGGUUGAAGGGAGGGUUUUCUAGAUUUACUGGGGGAGGGUAAAAUUGGGAUUUUUUUUUUUUCCUUUUUCAAUGGGGUGUAGGGGUAUAGUACUCAGCUUAUGCCCUAAAUAACAUGUAUAAAAACCCCUGAAGUAUUGUGUGGGUGUGUGUGUGUGAGAGUGUGUGUAUAUGUCUGGCAAACCUUUGUCUUCUGGAAAUUAGUGAAUUCUUUUUUUUCCUCCAGAAGUAUUUGUUACAAGAUUUGUAAAUAAGAGCUCUACUUAGUUUGUUUACCAUGAACAUGUUGCAGCAAACCUUAUACACCUAGUUCCUGGAUUUAAGGAGAGACUUGCCAGGUUAAGCAGCAGCCACGUUCUCAGUAAUUGCUUGCCUCGAUUCAUCUUUCAGACUUCAUUUUGACAGCACUAAAAUUCCCAGUCUUCCUUAAUUUUAGUCCUUAAUCUUUUAUGUUCUGAGCAGGAAGUGUAAAAGAGGAACCUGUUUAAAUGUAUUUAAUUAUAAGUCCAUGGGCUGAGACCAGGGCAUCCUUUGCUUAAUACUGCAAUGUUGCUAAGAUAUAUGUGAUCAGACAGCAGAGGGUUGGGCAUUCCUGCAAUACCUUUACAGUGCUGAGAUCUGCAGCAUGGUACUAAGGAAGUUCAAGUUCGAAUGUAACCACUUUAUUUAAAAAGUUUUAAUUUAAAUGAAAUGGGAUCGAAGUGAACAUGAUUUUGUUGACCAUGUUCGUGAAUUAUAGAUGCAACAUGCAUUGGUAGACUUGUGUGAUGGUCUUUUGUGAUACUUAAUUUUUACACAUCCCAGUCUGUAUGUAUCUGCAUAGACAAAGAAAAAAACAAACUCCUGCUUUCUUUUAUUGAAGGGUUUCCAGGACUGCGUGUCUGCUCCUGAGCUCUGUUUUAAGUAUGUGUAUCCUUUGCUUGUAUUUUGUAUUAAAAAAUAAGAAAAAGAACCCUUUAUUGUUGAGCAUGUUGGCAUUGUCCCCUUUAUUUUUUUCUCUUUUUGGGACAUAUGAAGCAAGUUAUUCUUUUUCUGUAUCUUUUUUUCUUUUGUAAACUUUUUUGUUUUGUUUUGUUUAAAAACGGCUUUAUAAAAGGGCUUUUAUAACCCAGAUGUGUGCUCUGUGUACUUCUUGUAAUACUCCCAAGCAAAUACACUGACCUAUAGAGCUGACCACCUUGGCUUGUCAGCUCCCAGUCCAGCCUGACUUUGUGGUGGGGAUUGGAGGAGGCCACUGUUUCCUGAAUGAAUUCUUUAGAAGCUGACAGUGACCAUCACUCUCUUUGGUAACAAGAAAAGCAUGUCUUGUCUCAAAAAUCAAAAAGAGUAAUUAGCUAAUACUUCAGAGUAUGUAUUCAAGAGGCAAUAGAUUCACUAACAAUUUGUCAAGGCAUGAGGAUUCCUAGUUAGCAUGUUUCUUCAUGUUUACAUCCAAGGUUAUGAAGUGUGGAGGGCAAAAUUCAACAAUCAUAAUAAAGGAUAAUGUGUAUACUCACAAAACACAUUUGCAUUCAAUUUCAAAUACCCAUAACUACACUGUUGCAAUUUUAGAAUUAAAUAUUCUUAAGUGGUCAAAAUGCUACAAGAUCCUUCUUUAGAAUUGGGCUGAUAAUGUAGCUUAGGGCUUUUUUUCAAUCUGCCCCUUGUUUAUGUUCUUGCCUUGUCAUGCAAAUAUUUAGUUAAUGUGUAAACUCAA
Messenger RNA from Hipposideros armiger (great roundleaf bat), 6647 nucleotides. It is a transcript of the gene NUCKS1, whose product is annotated as nuclear casein kinase and cyclin dependent kinase substrate 1. Gene Ontology annotation, molecular function: double-stranded DNA binding; single-stranded DNA binding. Gene Ontology annotation, biological process: interstrand cross-link repair; double-strand break repair via homologous recombination. The transcript has 7 exons. NCBI's taxonomy places the organism in Eukaryota, Metazoa, Chordata, Mammalia, Chiroptera, Hipposideridae. Gene Ontology annotation, cellular component: cytoplasm. The record is from RefSeq and is a predicted model, not a curated record. Bases 239 to 970 code for a protein of 243 amino acids.